AAGGGACAAAUAAAUAAAUAAAAACGGGGGGAUCGUCUAUCGAAUAUCGAUUUAAUUGAUUGAUUCAAAACAACAGAAUCGAAUGGAAUUAAUGUAAGAGUCAGUGGAUUCAACAAUGAAAGGCGUCUACUCGGCGCCCGGAGAUUAUAUCCACUUCAAGUCCCAAGUCCCUCUUCACAAGAUCCCUAUUGGCACAAAGCAGUGGCGAUAUUAUGAUUUUGGUCCCAAAGUAGUUCCUCCACUUAUAUGUCUUCCUGGAACUGCUGGGACAGCAGAUGUCUACUACAAACAGAUCAUGUCCUUGUCCAUGAAGGGUUAUCGGGUAAUUUCUGUUGAUAUUCCAUGUGUUUGGAAUCAUCAAGAGUGGAUUCAAAGUUUCGAAAAGUUCUUGGAUGCCAUUGAUGUUCACCAUAUACAUUUAUAUGGCACAUCUCUUGGAGGCCUCCUAGCUCAACUUUUUGCCCAACAUCGUCCUAGACGGGUUAAAUCCUUAAUUCUAUCAAAUGCAUUUUUGGAGACAAGCAGUUUUUCAGCGGCAAUGCGUUGGGCACCUAUUGUUGGUUGGGCCCCAUCUUUUUUGUUGAAACGAUACAUCUUAACAGGAAUACACAAUGGACCUCAAGAACCUUUCAUCGCUGAUUCUGUAGAUUUCGUUGUUUCACAGAUCGAAACUCUCUCGAGAGAUGACUUAGCAUCCAGGUUGGCUUUCACAGUUGAUAAUGCUUCAGUUGGACCUCUUCUACUUUCAGAUUCAUUCAUUACCAUAAUGGAUACAAAUGACUACUCUUCAAUUCCUCAAGAACUCAAAGAUCAGCUCGGUGAGAGGUAUCCCGCUGCUAGGCGAGCUUAUCUGAAAACAGGCGGGGAUUUCCCAUUUCUUUCCCGCCCUGAUGAAGUUAACCUACAUCUUCAGCUGCACCUUAGACGAGUUGGAGUAGAAGCUAAGCCAGAUUUGGUUCCAAAAGAUGGCUCUGGUGGGAGCCCUGGCAAGGAGAAUGAUGAAAAGAAGGAUCAUGAUGACCAACCAAACGGCAAUGGGGGCAAUCCCGAAAGUACUUCCAAAGAAAGCCAGUCACCUCCGGCUCCUGAAAGUUCAGAAUAUCACGGCCUAUAUGAUCAGCGACUCAGUAGUGCAAAAGUCAUUUCAAUAGGUCGCGAAGAUUCAACAUUGAUGAGGGAUCAACACAUUUUAGCCAUCGGAGUCCUCCUUCAGUUGACUUGGGAGUUCUUUAUCUUCUCAUUGCUUCCCAUUUAUGUUUGUUCAUUGUACAUUACUCAAAAUAAUGUUUGGAAAUUCAGAAAACUGGUGUAAAAUAGAACAUAACUUAUAAGUUUCUUUCUCGUUGUUGUUCACUGAUUUUUCUCAUUUUUUUUUAGCUAUUUGAGUAUUGUUAACUGAGUUGAUAA
This is a messenger RNA of Gossypium raimondii (Peruvian cotton), 1407 nucleotides long. RefSeq lists its product as uncharacterized. The record is from RefSeq and is a predicted model, not a curated record. Lineage: Eukaryota; Viridiplantae; Streptophyta; Magnoliopsida; Malvales; Malvaceae. The coding region runs from base 116 to 1312 and encodes 398 amino acids. The transcript is spliced from 8 exons.